This is a messenger RNA of Neofelis nebulosa (Clouded leopard), 12800 nucleotides long. RefSeq names its product adhesion G protein-coupled receptor L3 (gene ADGRL3). The record is from RefSeq and is a predicted model, not a curated record. Bases 694 to 5472 code for a protein of 1592 amino acids. NCBI's taxonomy places the organism in Eukaryota, Metazoa, Chordata, Mammalia, Carnivora, Felidae. Gene Ontology annotation, molecular function: G protein-coupled receptor activity; carbohydrate binding. Gene Ontology annotation, biological process: cell surface receptor signaling pathway; brain development; synapse assembly. The transcript is spliced from 28 exons. Gene Ontology annotation, cellular component: glutamatergic synapse; cell-cell junction; axon.
AUAGCUGCCGCUUGGGUCUCUCGGCCGCUGCUGGAGACGGAGCCCGACUCCGAAGUUGUGCAACUGUGGACUGGGAGAGACAUUUGAACCUUGCUCUCUCUUUGCUCCGUUUUUACCCCCUCGGUGUGUUUGAAGCGAGACAACGUACAGGAAGACAAAUCUUUGGUUCUUUUUCUCCCCCUUCCCCUUUCUCCGUGGCUGUGUAGCAGAAGCAAGGGGGAAGGAGAGACUUUUUGUUGUUGUUUCUUUGGCUGGGGUCUCCACCCUCCUGCUGCUUUCUCUGCGCUGUGGUUAUUCCUUGCGGCGUGUGGUGGGGGUGUCUUCUCCGGGGCCGGCCGGUCUUUUGCCCCGGGCUCCAUGGCUGGAUUGUGGAAACUGCACUCGGCUGCAGGUUGUUGAGCAACUGAUGGGACGAUCUCAGGGACCGGCGGUUACGAAAGGAAUGUUUAAAUGUUCAGUAAAUUGGAGGAAAAGAACAUGGACUUUUAGCUACUGAAGAGAAAAUUAAGAAUUCAAAUUUGGGAUACUGGUGUUUCUGUUUUUGAGGAUUUUUUUUUUGAGGGAAAGUUUUUUUUUUUUUUUUUUUUUUUUAAUCAUCGGUCUUGGAAUACAGAAGAGGAACCAGAAAUACAGUCAUUUUGUUUCACGCUGGGAACACUCAGUUUUGAGGCACUCACGCCCGAGUUCACAGCCAUGUGGCCAUCACAGCUACUAGUCUUUAUGAUGCUCAUAGCACCGAUCAUUCAAGGUGGCAAGCACAGUGAGCGACAUCCAGCCCUCGCUGCCCCACUGCGACAUGCUGAGCGCAGCCCAGGAGGCGCUCUGCCACCCAGACAUCUCCUUCAGCAGCCAGCAGCCGAGCGUGCCACUGCUCAUCGUGGACAAGGGCCCCGUGGAGCUACCAGAGGAGUUCGUGGUCCAGGUGCCCAAGGAGCCCAGAGUGCAGCCCAAGCUUUCAGCCGUGCCCCAAUUCCGAUGGCUGUGGUCCGCAGAGAGCUCUCCUGUGAGAGCUACCCCAUUGAGCUCCGCUGUCCAGGAACAGAUGUCAUCAUGAUAGAAAGUGCCAACUAUGGGAGGACUGAUGACAAAAUUUGUGACUCUGACCCUGCUCAGAUGGAGAAUAUACGAUGCUAUCUGCCGGAUGCCUAUAAGAUUAUGUCCCAAAGGUGCAAUAACAGAACACAGUGCGCAGUGGUGGCAGGUCCUGAUGUUUUUCCAGACCCGUGUCCAGGAACCUAUAAAUACCUUGAAGUGCAGUAUGAAUGUGUCCCUUACAUUUUUCUUUGCCCUGGACUACUAAAAGGAGUAUACCAGAGUGAACAUUUGUUUGAAUCUGACCACCAGUCUGGGGCAUGGUGCAAAGACCCUCUGCAGGCUUCUGACAAGAUUUAUUAUAUGCCCUGGACUCCCUACAGAACUGAUACCCUGACUGAGUACUCAUCCAAGGAUGACUUCAUUGCUGGAAGGCCAACUACAACCUACAAGCUCCCUCACAGGGUGGAUGGCACAGGAUUUGUAGUGUAUGAUGGAGCUUUGUUUUUCAACAAAGAACGCACCAGGAACAUAGUAAAGUUUGAUUUGCGGACUAGGAUAAAGAGUGGAGAGGCUAUCAUAGCAAAUGCCAAUUACCAUGAUACCUCUCCUUACCGAUGGGGAGGCAAAUCUGACAUAGACCUGGCAGUGGAUGAAAAUGGGCUCUGGGUGAUCUAUGCAACAGAACAAAACAAUGGUAAAAUUGUCAUUAGUCAAUUGAACCCUUAUACUCUACGGAUUGAAGGGACAUGGGAUACUGCAUAUGAUAAAAGAUCAGCUUCCAACGCGUUUAUGAUUUGCGGGAUUCUGUAUGUGGUCAAAUCUGUAUAUGAGGAUGAUGACAAUGAGGCCACAGGGAAUAAGAUUGACUACAUUUAUAACACUGACCAAAGUAAGGAUAGUUUGGUGGAUGUACCAUUUCCCAAUUCAUACCAGUACAUAGCAGCUGUGGAUUACAACCCCAGGGACAACCUUCUUUAUGUUUGGAACAACUAUCACGUCGUGAAAUACUCUUUGGAUUUUGGACCUCUGGAUAGUCGAUCAGGGCAGGCACAUCAUGGGCAGGUGUCAUACAUCUCUCCUCCAAUUCACCUGGACUCUGAGCUAGAAAGACCCCCUGUGAGAGAAAUCUCUACCACAGGACCUCUUGGCAUGGGAAGUACCACCACCAGUACCACCCUGCGGACCACAACUUGGAGCCCAGGCAGGAGUACUACCCCAUCAGUGUCAGGAAGAAGAAACCGGAGUACCAGCACCCCAUCUCCAGCUGUGGAGGUGCUUGACGACAUUACCACACAUCUGCCAUCAGCAGCGUCCCAAAUCCCAGCCCUGGAAGAGAGCUGUGAAGCCGUGGAAGCCCGGGAAAUCAUGUGGUUUAAGACCCGUCAAGGACAGAUGGCAAAGCAGCCGUGCCCUGCAGGAACUAUAGGAGUGUCAACAUAUCUAUGCCUGGCUCCUGAUGGAAUCUGGGAUCCCCAAGGACCGGAUCUUAGCAACUGUUCUUCUCCUUGGGUUAACCAAAUAACACAAAAGUUGAAAUCUGGAGAGACAGCUGCCAACAUAGCUAGAGAGCUGGCUGAACAAACAAGAAAUCAUUUGAAUGCUGGAGACAUCACCUACUCAGUCCGUGCCAUGGACCAGCUGGUAGGGCUCCUAGAUGUACAACUCCGGAACUUGACCCCAGGUGGAAAAGAUAGUGCUGCACGGAGUUUGAACAAGCUUCAGAAAAGAGAGCGCUCUUGCAGAGCCUAUGUCCAGGCAAUGGUCGAGACAGUUAACAACCUCCUCCAGCCACAAGCCUCAAAUGCAUGGAGAGACCUGACUACAAGUGAUCAACUACGUGCAGCCACCAUGUUGCUUGACACUGUGGAGGAAAGCGCUUUUGUGCUGGCUGAUAACCUUUUGAAGACUGACAUUGUCAGGGAGAACACAGACAAUAUUCAAUUGGAAGUUGCAAGGCUGAGCACAGAAGGAAACUUAGAAGACCUAAAAUUUCCAGAAAACAUGGGUCAUGGAAGCACUAUCCAGCUUUCCGCAAAUACUCUAAAACAAAAUGGUCGAAACGGAGAAAUUAGAGUGGCCUUUGUCCUGUAUAACAACUUGGGUCCUUAUUUGUCCACGGAGAAUGCCAGCAUGAAGUUGGGAACAGAGGCUAUGUCCACCAAUCAUUCUGUUAUUGUCAAUUCCCCUGUUAUUACAGCAGCAAUAAACAAAGAGUUCAGCAAUAAAGUUUAUUUAGCUGAUCCUGUGGUGUUCACUGUUAAACAUAUUAAGCAGUCCGAGGAGAAUUUCAACCCUAACUGUUCAUUUUGGAGCUAUUCCAAGCGCACAAUGACAGGUUACUGGUCAACACAAGGCUGUCGGCUCCUAACAACAAAUAAGACACAUACUACAUGCUCUUGUAACCACUUAACCAAUUUUGCAGUACUGAUGGCACAUGUGGAAGUUAAGCACAGUGAUGCGGUCCAUGACCUUCUUCUGGAUGUGAUCACGUGGGUUGGAAUUUUGCUGUCCCUUGUUUGUCUCCUGAUUUGCAUCUUCACGUUUUGCUUUUUCCGUGGGCUCCAGAGUGACCGUAACACCAUCCACAAGAACCUCUGCAUCAGCCUUUUUGUAGCUGAACUGCUCUUCCUGAUUGGGAUCAACCGAACAGACCAACCAAUUGCCUGUGCAGUUUUUGCUGCCCUACUGCAUUUCUUCUUCUUGGCGGCCUUCACCUGGAUGUUCCUGGAGGGAGUGCAACUCUAUAUCAUGCUGGUGGAGGUUUUUGAGAGUGAGCAUUCACGGAGGAAAUACUUUUACCUGGUUGGCUAUGGGAUGCCUGCGCUCAUAGUGGCUGUGUCCGCGGCGGUAGACUACAGGAGUUAUGGAACAGAUAAAGUAUGUUGGCUCCGACUUGACACCUACUUCAUUUGGAGCUUUAUAGGACCAGCGACCUUGAUAAUUAUGCUUAAUGUAAUCUUCCUUGGGAUUGCUUUAUAUAAAAUGUUUCAUCAUACUGCCAUUCUGAAACCUGAAUCGGGCUGCCUUGAUAAUAUCAAUGCCUCCCUUGGUUCCAUUUAUUGGAAUCUUUACUAUGAGGAUAACAGACCCUUCAUCAAGUCAUGGGUUAUAGGUGCAAUAGCUCUUCUCUGCCUGUUAGGAUUGACCUGGGCCUUUGGACUCAUGUAUAUUAAUGAAAGCACAGUCAUCAUGGCGUAUCUCUUCACCAUUUUCAAUUCUCUACAGGGAAUGUUUAUAUUCAUUUUCCAUUGUGUCCUACAAAAGAAGGUACGAAAAGAGUAUGGGAAAUGCCUGCGGACGCAUUGCUGUAGUGGCAAAAGUACAGAGAGUUCCAUCGGCUCAGGGAAAACAUCUGGUUCUCGAACUCCUGGACGCUACUCCACGGGCUCACAGAGCCGAAUUCGUAGAAUGUGGAAUGACACGGUCCGAAAGCAGUCGGAGUCUUCCUUCAUUACUGGAGACAUAAACAGUUCAGCGUCACUCAACAGAGGAGCCAUGGCUAAUCAUCUUAUAAGCAAUGCUCUGCUUCGUCCGCAUGGUACUAACAAUCCCUAUAAUACAUUGCUUGGGGAACCGGCGGUCUGUAACAACCCUUCUGUCAGCAUGUACAACGCACAAGAGCCCUACAGAGAGACAAAGGGGCUUCUGAACAAUGCCAGGGAUACAAGUGUCAUGGAUACUCUACCACUGAAUGGUAACCAUGGCAAUAGUUACAGCAUUGCCAGUGGCGAAUACCUGAGCAACUGUGUGCAAAUCAUAGACCGUGGCUAUAACCACAAUGAGACCGCCCUAGAGAAAAAGAUUCUGAAGGAACUCACUUCCAACUAUAUCCCGUCUUACCUGAACAACCACGAGCGCUCCAGUGAACAGAACAGGAAUCUGAUGAACAAGCUGGUGAAUAACCUUGGCAGUGGGAGUGAAGAUGAUGCCAUUGUCCUGGAUGACGCCACCUCCUUCAACCACGAGGAGAGUUUGGGCCUGGAACUCAUUCAUGAGGAAUCUGAUGCUCCUUUGCUUCCCCCAAGAGUCUACUCCACAGAGAACCACCAGCCACACCAUUACACCAGAAGGCGGCUCCCCCAAGACCACAGUGAGAGUUUUUUCCCUUUGCUAACCAACGAGCACACAGAAGAUCUCCAGUCACCCCAUAGGGACUCUCUGUACACCAGCAUGCCAGCACUGGCUGGUGUGCCUGCCACAGAGAGCGUUACCACCAGCACCCAGACCGAACCCCCACCGGCCAAAUGUGGUGAUGCCGAAGAUGUUUACUACAAAAGCAUGCCAAACCUAGGCUCCAGAAACCACGUCCAUCAGCUGCACACCUACUAUCAGCUAGGUCGCGGUAGCAGUGAUGGAUUUAUAGUUCCUCCAAACAAAGAUGGGACCCCUCCAGAGGGAAGUUCAAAAGGACCAGCUCAUUUGGUCACUAGUCUAUAGAAGAUGACACAGAAAUUGAAACCGACAAAACUGCUAACACCUGGUUGACUGUUCUGAGUUGAUAUAAGCAGUGGUAAUAAUGUGUGUACUCCUAAAUCUUUAUGCUGUUCUUGAAAGACAAACACAAACUUUCAGACUUUUUUUUUUUUUAACUGGGAUUUUUAGGUCAGCCCAGGGGAGAAAGAUAACUGCUGAAAUUCCCCUGUGCCCUCUCCUUUCUUGUCUUUUCCCCCUCAGAUGGAGACUUCAUUAUGUUAAUGAACGAGAUAUGAAGAAAAUGGCGCUCAUUGUGGCCUUGUUGAAUUAUGUUGUGUUUGUUCUAACAUCUCUGAUGCUCUGUUACUAUAAUUACAAGGACCUGAUUUUUAAAAGGCCAGAACAGUUGUUUGACAUUAGUAACAAUGCUGCAUCUAGAUUGGAGUGCUGCACAAACAAACAUAAAAACAAAGCAAAACUGUAUCACAUAGUGGUUUUUAGUCACUCACAACCUGAAUUCACCACAGUGGGAAUAGCUGUGGAAUACAAAAUAAAACAACAAAUUAAUAAUGAAAUGGAGGGGAAUUCUAGAAUUAUAUGCUAAAUGCAUAUUUUAUGAUUUGCUGUAUUAACUGAUGAUAAAACUAAUGGCAGAAAAAAAAUUGAACAAUUUCUAUGUAAUGUACAGAUACUAGCAUUGCACAUAUAGUCAGCUUUCUGUUCCUCCAGAAUUUGAGUCCUGUUAAUGUAGUGGAAAAAAAGAGAUAUUUUUUCUUUUUCUUUUGUGCUGGUCUUGCAAGUUUGUCUGCCAGUAAAAGAGCAAAGUUUCCUUCCUUCCUUCCUUCUUUUCUUUCUUCCUUCAUUUUCUUUGCUUUUUCUUCUCUUUUUCCUUAGUUCUUUUUUUCUUUCCUUUUAUUUUUCCUUUAUUUUUUCUUUAAAAUUUCACCUGGCAAAAAAUAAAUAAAUAAAUAAAUAAAUGAAACUAUCACUUUAUAAGAAUCAUUUUCUAGUAAUGCAAACAAAUUAUUUUUUACAAAAAAAUAAAAUAAAUAAAAUUAGACUUCCUUCCCUCACUAUAUAUCUUUAUUCAGUCAGAAUAUUUCCAAGAGCAUUUUUGCAGAUUAGAGCAGGACGAACUUUUAUGUUUACAGUAUACAUCUGUUGUAAUGCAAAGUAUAUUUGGCAAGCAGUUGAUCACCAAGACAGUAGCUAUGAUUCUAGAAGUCAAGAGGCGUCAAUAGAACUAGUGGGGCUUCUGCAUGUGAAAAAAAAAAAAAACGGUAUCCCAUAGGCAUUAAAGUGCUGAAUGCUCAGUCUGAUCCCCAAGUGGGCACCCGCACUACCAAUUUUUAAAGGAAAUUCACUCCCUUGUAGUAAGAAAUGAAAGGUCAAGUUAUUUUGAAGUGAUUUUUUUAAACUCUUCUGUUCAUUAACAGGAAAAUUUAUUUAUUUGACAGGAUUUUAAGUAAUGUAGGAAUACAAGAGGUAAAUUAGCAGCACAUAUAAUUUUUUUUUUAAAUUUAUGAUCCAUUUUGUAUGGUCUCAAAGUUGGAUGACCUCAUUACUAAUAUUUGUUGUAAAAGUGAAACUUGUUUGCCAACCAAUAAACAACUGAUUGAGAUUUAGAAGACAUUGUUUUGAUGUAUGUACUAUAUGAUGAAUUAUUCUUUUCAUUUUUCUCGUCUUUCCUUCUGUUUUCAUUAUAUAUACUUUGCUAAUCGAUUACUCUAAGGCCCAAAUGAGCCAUGCAAUAGAAAUCAGAUCUGCCUAGAAGAAUAACCUAAGCACAAAAUUUUACCAUUUUUGCAAAGUAAACCAGAAAAAUGGGAUGGGCAUGUUUAUGUUGAAUGAAAUAAGAUGCAUAACUUACUUUUAAGCAGGUUAAUAUAAGCUACUAUGUGCUUAUUUUAUAAGCAGCAGCCAUCAUGCUUACUAUAAAAACCAGCUUCAAUCAGAGAUUUAUGUAUUGAAUUGAAGAGGGGGUGAGUCACUUAUUUUCCUUUCCUGUAAGUUCUAUUUUGAUGUCAGAAAUUUAAAGUCAUUCAGUUGGCUCAAAGCUGCCAGUUUAAUGGCAAAGAGAAUAUCCAUUUUAUAAAGAUAGUAGAAGACAUUUUUAUGCUAAUUUUUCUUGCCCCAUAUGUGAAACAAAGUCCUUUCAAAGAAACUUUCUAGAUCUCCAAUUACUGAAGAACCUUUACCAGCAGUGUCUAAACAUAGAGUCCCUUCUAGAGCAAAGCUAGAAUGAAUUUGCCAAAUUGUAAUUUAUCUUGUAGUGUAUGAUAUUUUGGUGACUUCUUUCCCCCCCCCAAAUCUGAACACCACCCACCUAUUAAUUAAUUUCUUAACUUAAGAUGAGAUGGAAUAGUUUAUGGAAUAACCAGUAAUCUCUAUAUAGUUUAAGAAUAUAUGACAAAAGAAAGAAUUCUGUGCUGGGCCAGAGUACAUCAUAAUCUUAAUAUUCACCUCAGAAUGUUUUAUGCAUCAUUCCUUUUUAGUCACUUAACACGAGUAAUUUUUAAGCCUCUAGAAUUGUUCUUGAGUUGCAGGAGAACCUCAAGCUUUAAUGGUAAUUAGGUUUUCACAUCCCACACUAUGGCAAUAUUAGCACCUGAAAGGUGGUUUGCCUAUCUGUUGCAUAGAAUAAAUGAAAAAGCCCCUUUUAGACAACUUGUCUAAAGUUGGCCUGUGGAUUAUGAGCGCUUAUGCUUGUUUCGCCAAUUCAGCAGAGAUCUAUAUGAAAGCAGCUCGUCAGUAAGAAGCUAGUUUCACAGAACAAUGGGGAAACUACCUCAAGUCAGCUUGCUGAGGCUGCCAAUUCUGAUUUUCUGAUAUUGCUACCUCCCUGCCCGCUAUCUUUUAUGUGUCAUUACAUGGAAUUUGAAACAGGUAGCCUCCCCAGCUUUACACAGACCAACUGAAGAAAAUCACUUGAAUACAUAACUGGUGCAGAAGGCCAUUUAGGACUGUCAGUUACUACCAAGCCCUUGCAUAAAGAUGAAAGGGUGAGAUGUUUGAAUUCGAAUACAUCACAAUUGAUGUGCUAUCAGAGAGACAAGAUCCCAAAGACUUUUACAGAAAGAGAUUGUUCCCUCAAAUUUUAUGUGACUAUACUGAAACAAAACAGUAGAUAUAGGAGCUAAUUAUGUGUACAUUUCAAUAGAAAUUUGUGUAUAUCUAACAUGUAUUCAUUUAGUCCUUUUUAUACUAGCAAGGCUUGAGUUCCUAAACUUGACUUUUUUUCACAUGUAUUUUCAUGCAUAGCUAUUGACAAAUUAAUAAUUUUUAAAAAGUUUAUUGUUUUUUUGCCACCUUUGGUUGACUAUAUUUCAAUACCCUGUGCCAUUCAUGACUUACUUAUCUGCCUACUUCUGAUAUACUUAUCUGAAAUUCUAUAAAAAACUAAAUUUUCAUCAAGCAGACGGACUGUACCUACAUAGCACAUCAUUUGGAUAGCUGGAAGUAAAAGUUAUGCCAAUAAAACAAACCAAUUAUUAUUUCCUAGUAAAAUAAUAUUUUUGUAAUAUUUUACUCUCGAGCUUUUUUUUUUUUUUUUUUUUCUUUUGAGGUCUAUCUCCCAAGGUACUUUGCAGGACACUAGCUAACAGAUCUCGUGUCUAGUUGACUCACAGACUGUUGGAUUGUUGCAAAGCCCAUGUUCCUAAUUGAUAAUAUUUAUGGAGAAAACUACAUUUUGUGAAGGAAAAAUAGAUUUGAAUUUCAAUUUAAGUUUUUGAACAUCCCUCCAUUUCCACUCUAUUAAAAGUAAAAAAUACUAUAGUUGAAUAAUAAAUUGCCAUGCUUAAAUAAUCAUGACAAAACAGAACUUGCAUGAGAACAAUUAUGUCAAAGUGAAAAUAAUCAGGAAACUGUAUUAAUAAAAUGUAGAUAAUGGAAAUAUCCUUAACUUCCUAUCAGGCAAAUUCACAAAGACUCAAAACUAAAGUGUAGUUUAUGAUAUAUACUUUGAAAAUCCCCAUUAACCUAAAAAUGUCAACAUAUUGAUAAAAGAUCUUUAAGAUUUAGUGUUUUUAAAAAAUUAGUUGGUGUGACGAAACUUUUCAUGGUAAUAGAGAUAAACAUAUAAGAGAAUUAGUAAUAGUCAUAUAGAACCCAUGGACUUAAUUUUAGCCAGUAUCUUCAGCUUUUUCCCCCACACAUGUUCCAAUCCAUUGACAAAGGUUUACUUAGUUUAAAAAAUGACAUUAAAAACUUUUAAAGACUGACUUUCUGCAGUAUAGAGAACAAAAGGGAGAGGGAAACCAGUUUCUGGGUUGUCUAAAGAUCAACUCCAGACUAAUCAAUAAUCAGCUCCUAUUAGUGAAAGAAGCAUUUGUUUUCAGAAGUUGUGCGUUAGUAUUAUACCAAAGUGCUACUGCUUGAGGUGUUUUAGAAAAAACAAAAACACUACAGAACUACUAUAUUACUGCAAAUUUAGAGAGAGAAAGAAAGAAACCCAGACUCUAAUUUGAUUUUGAGCAAUUCUAAAAAUAUUGACAAGAAUGUCCUUUCUUCUGUUACAAAACUAUUUGAGAUAAAAUAACAAUAUGUACGAUCUUCUAGUAUAUGUAGUACCAAGGUAUUAAGAUUUGAUGAGUUCAUGUUUAGUGGUUCAUAAUUAUAACUCACAACAUAAAAAAUUACCAUGCAUUUCUAAAAAUACUUUACAUACAUCCUCUGUUAGAUUUCUGCACAGUAAUAAAUUAGUUAGGAACAUGGGAGCACAAGAGUGAAACAGCAACAUUAGAAAAUAGCUUAUGGAAGCAUUUUUGUGCAAAUGAAUUCUACGUGGAAAGCUUCUUUGAGCUCAUAAGAUAGAUUUGAUGGAUCCCAACCAGAAAUUCAAUUUUGUAAUCAGCAAAUACAUACUUCUGAAGCCAUCUGAAAAAAUAUUGAUAAAUAUCUAAAUUUUCAUUUCUAAAUUAAAAUGUUGGUAGCUGCUUCUUUCCUGCUUAGGCCAUAAGAGGAAUCUUUCCUAUUUUCUAAUUAACCUGAUUAGUUUCUACUUCACUUUUGCUUUAAAAGGGAAAUCAAUCUUUAACUUUCACCUAUACACUUACAUACUUUGAUUCCUUUUAUUUACAGCUUGCAGAAGAAAUAGCUUGUUUACAAUAUUGCAAACUUUGUGAUUUUUGCAAUAUAACAGGUAGUUACUAUAGUUUUGCAUAUUUUCAUUUUCAAUAAACUUAUUGCCCUACCCUCUUUAAAAAAAUUAAAAGCACGUCUCCAACAUCCAGGACCUGUAGGUUAUUAUUCAAAUGUCUUCAUUUCAGCUAUGUUUUGAUGUUUAUUUCUCUCUCUUAAUAGUAUGUCACACAAACUUUUCUCAUUUCACUUGUGUCCCAUCAGAGUAUUUCAAAGGUAAAGGCAAACUAUGAUUUUUAAGAAGGCACGUGAAAGGAGAACUUUGAUUUAUAAUGGAGAAGUCGAGGAAGACUACACAAGGAAAAACCUCUGUUGGGAUAAGCAAGUCUUUUCCAUCACAAUAUGAACAGAAGAAGGGCAGAUCCAAGUUGGCAUACUUAUGGUGAGGCAGCAGGACCUAAAUUCAAGUUCAAAAGAAAAAAAAAUCCAGGAAAAAAUGAAAUUGUUUAGAGUGGUAAAAACUUUAAACAGUAUAACAAGUGCUACUGGUGUGUUAAAACAAAAAUUGAAGUAUACCAUAUGAUAAUUUUAUCCUGCUGUUUACACAGGAAACUCUAAACACUUUCAGCACUCCUUAGAUAUUUCUUGUCUAGCCACACCUUAUCUCAAGGAUACAUGGAUUUUUAUAAAUGUUUCUUAGAUAUAAGUAUUUUUGCCUCAAUUCACUUUCACUCUCUAAUCUGCUUAUUCUAUUGUAUGCCAACACAGUUAAUGCUACCAGUAGCUAUGCACCUUUUAGAGCUUUAUUAUGAAUCUUUCUAAUAAACAUUAAAUUAAUAUUAAAUUGGAAUUACGUACAUUGUGCAAAAUAAUCCGUAACCAAGCAAUAUGCAUAUUAUAGGCUAAUUUAUUAUAUAUAUGAAUAUUACAUUGAGACUGAACAAAUAAUUACACAGCUGAAAAUUUUACUCUCAAGUCCUUUCUCUCUUCAAUUAUUGUAGUCAAUUCGUAAAAUUCUGCAGACAGUUGUAUGACAUGUAUCAAAGUACUCCAUAAUCCAAAUGUGUCUAAAAGUAUUCCCAAUGCUUCUUUCAUUCUAGAAUGCUAAAGAAAAGAGCUUGAAAGAAGAGGAAAGGAAAGCCGACUCCUAAGGAUCUAAUUUAGAUUAACAUUGCCAUUCAGAAUGAGUGAUUUUAAAAUGAGAAUGUUCCACUCUGUGAUCUGAGGUUAUUAAAAUUUUACAGUUAGUCCAAUAUUGGAGGAUUUUAAAUUUAAAAAGAGUUAAGUUUGUCUCAAUGGCCCAAGACUGCAGAAUUUCACACUACAUUGGCAAGGAAAUGUGUUUGAAAUCCAUACCUGAAGUAGCUUUUUAAAGGUUAAAAAUUCCCUGAUUCUUCUGAAGGUAAAACUGGUAAAUGAUCCUGGCUUCAAAAUGAAAUGGACUGGUUGACUUCAAAAGGUGUUUGGCAAAAAUCAAGAAUGUCAUCAACCCUUUAACAGUAGGUAGAGGUCUUUGGGGAUACAGAAUACAGUGACUAGAACACAAUGUCCUCUUCUGCUGACCACUGCCUCAUGUUGGAGAGCAUUUUUAAUGCCUUGAAUUUCAAGUUGUCACAAUGUCUUAUGUUUUAAAUACCAUCAUGAAUCAAGAAAGAUGAGGAAAAAAACAUUUAAAGUUGGUUUUCAUGCCUCAUUUCAGAAUAAAGAUUUCCUUUACCAUUCUAAGUAAUAAAAAUGAUGUGUCUUGAAACAGCUGUAGACAAUCAGAAUGUGUUCAUUUAUAAACAAGUCUUUGUAUAUUCUAACACUAUUCUUUGCCUAUGACCUCCAAAUUCAGUAAGUGUAGAGUCAGCUGGAUUUCCUUUCAUUUGGCUUCUGUAAAUGCAUUGGAAGUAGAAGGAUAAUCUGGGACAUUUUUCCACACUGUUUUCCCACUUGCCAAUCAUUAAAUCUAAUUCAAAAUAUAUCUUUUUUUAAAAUGAUAGUUUAUUUUUAAAAAUAACAACUAAUUAAGUUAUUUCUCAUUGAUAGGAACAAUUUCUCUUUUUAGGAACAAGAAUAUAGCUAUCGCAGGCUCUGGUCUCUUACCAUUCUCAUAUAUUUACAUGUGGAAUUAAUCUUAUCAUAUACACCUACCAGGUUUCUAUCUAUUGGAUUUUUUUUCCCUUGUACAACCUUUCCAACCUCUUUUUUUUUUCUUAAAUGCUCUGUACAAUCACAUGUAAAAUCAUGAGCUACAAACCUCAAUAAAAAAUGUCAGUAAACAAUAA